This is a messenger RNA of Paramacrobiotus metropolitanus, 723 nucleotides long. RefSeq lists its product as uncharacterized. The record is from RefSeq and is a predicted model, not a curated record. Lineage: Eukaryota; Metazoa; Tardigrada; Eutardigrada; Parachela; Macrobiotidae. Bases 1 to 723 code for a protein of 240 amino acids. The transcript is spliced from 2 exons.
AUGGGCCUACCCGAGCCACCUCAUCCUCCCGCAACGAACCUGGGAAACCGAACGUUUACACUGGCUGAAUACCAACAAGAGAUGCUCGAGAACCUGGGCUAUGGAUUAGGAUGGAUGGAGACAAGACAUCGAGGGCACCGAUUAGUGCAGCAUUCAGGCGGAUACCUCAGCUACAUGUCGCUAUAUUCUAUCUUUCCGGAUCAGGAUAUCAGCAUUUUCACCACUUCCGCUGGACCCUACAUUGGCAUUACUUCGGAAAUGAACACCAGGUUGCAUUAUCGACUGUUUGACUAUUUCAUGCAACUCGCUCCUCUGAAUCCAGCGGACAGUGUUUGUGCUCAGGUCUUCAAUAGCAGCAUUCCCAAAGCGCCAUCUGUAUCAAAUCCUGCUACUGUGGUAACUGUCGAUAACAAAUAUUACAUUGGUGAGUACUACCAUCCGGUGCACGGCAUCCUGAAGAUCGAAGACGGUAGUCCAAUGAAGGCCUUCAUGGGUCGCGAGGGCAACGCCACGAUUGAAUGCACAACAUCGGUGUCCCAGUGUUUGCUGCGGUUUCACGGGAUUACGUGGUGGGUGUCGGGAUCAGAUGGUUAUGGAACACCAGACUUAUUAGGGAUCGGCUUCGAUUUCGCUCCGGAUGGUUUUGUCAACCAAGUUACGGUCCCUAUGUACUGCUUGGCAGAUCCGCCACUUUUCGAGAGAGUGUCGAAAAACAGAACCUAA